AUGGGCUACUGUGAUCCAGGGGGAGAAAGUAUAGACAACAAUAAAAGGGAUGCCAAAGGAGAAAGCCCAGGAGUAGAUGGGUUCCCAAUUGAAUUCUUUACUACAUGCUGGGAUAAGGUAAAAGCUGAUGUGUUGGAUGCAAUUCUUCAUUUCUUCAGCACAAAUGAAUUAGGAAAUUGUGUAAACUGCAUAGCUGUAACUUUGGUGCCUAAAACUAAGACCCCUACUUAUGUGAAAGAUUAUAAGCCUAUUGCUUGGUGCACCACUGUCUAUAAGAUCAUCACCAAAGUGCUUACUAGUAGACUGAAAAAAUUUUACCUAUGGACAGGGCAAGCUGGGGUGUCAAAAAAUGCUUUGGUAGCUGGGGCAAGGUUUAAGCCAGAUGCUGGAGUUGGACAAACUGCAAGAAAAUGCAUUUGUCAAAACUUUAACGGCUACUGGACCAGUUGGCAAAAGGUUCCAGAAAUUGACAGAGAAAGAAUGUUUCAAGAAUUUAAUACUGCAGAGAUUAUUCCUUCGUGUCCUGGUGAUGCAAUUCGGGCUGCAAAAGGUCUACGCCCCCUGGAUGAUAUUAGCACAGACGAGGAUGCUGAAGAUGAGGACGAAUACGAUGAAGAUGAGUUUUAG
Capsicum annuum is the source of this 627-nucleotide messenger RNA. RefSeq lists its product as uncharacterized. The record is from RefSeq and is a predicted model, not a curated record. Lineage: Eukaryota; Viridiplantae; Streptophyta; Magnoliopsida; Solanales; Solanaceae. Bases 1 to 627 code for a protein of 208 amino acids. The transcript has 4 exons.